This is a messenger RNA of Hyla sarda, 6935 nucleotides long. It is a transcript of the gene OCRL, whose product is annotated as OCRL inositol polyphosphate-5-phosphatase. The record is from RefSeq and is a predicted model, not a curated record. Gene Ontology annotation, cellular component: membrane; cytoplasm. Gene Ontology annotation, biological process: phosphatidylinositol dephosphorylation; signal transduction. Gene Ontology annotation, molecular function: phosphatidylinositol-4,5-bisphosphate 5-phosphatase activity; inositol phosphate phosphatase activity. NCBI's taxonomy places the organism in Eukaryota, Metazoa, Chordata, Amphibia, Anura, Hylidae. The transcript has 23 exons. The coding region runs from base 376 to 2781 and encodes 801 amino acids.
CACCACACGGUGGAAGCACCAGUAGCUUCAGCAGACAGGCGCACGUAAUGACGUCACGGGUAAGAGGCGGGGCUGGCAGGCCGGGAGCGGAGACCUGACGGGAGCGGUGGAGCCGCCGGAUUGAGGCCUGUGUGACCGGAGACAUGGAGCGGGGAGAACCGGCUGACCGUCCGCACGGCCCGUAAAGCAGCAGCCAAUGAAGAGACCUUCCCCAUAACCAGCAGCUUCAAAUGUGUCCAAGAAGCGGAGGAGACUCUUCUCAUUGACAUUCCUACUAACAGUGGCUGUAAGGUGAGAAUCCAGGCCGAUCCCUGGUCCGCCGAGCGGUUAUUCGAGAUCCCGGAUGAGGAGCGGUGUAUAGAGCUGCUGAGCGAAAUGCGUCUCAUCCAGGAAGGCGCAGUUCGUGCUAAGCCCGUCCGACCAGAUAAAAGGGAAUCCUCGAAUUGGUACCAACCGGCAGAGAAGAUAAAGAGCGCCCCCGGACCACCGCUGCAGCCCGCCGGCUCAGGGCAAAUGGGGUUCGACGAUAACUUCAGCAACUCCAAUCACGUGAAGAGGAUAAAUCUACAAAACCAACAGCAGGGAUUCCGGAGAGAACCGCCGCCGCCGCCUCCCCCGCCCCCUCCGGAGAGGCCGCCGCCUCGAGACAGGGACCCUGACGGAUGGGGUCGGCCCAAGAUGAGCAACAGCAUGAGGAAGCUCCUGGUCCCCGCCAGCCAGUCCGGGCAGAGGGAAGGGUUAAUAAAGCACAUACUGGCGAAGAGAGAGACCGACUACGUCAACAUAGAGAACUACAGAUUCUUUGUAGGAACCUGGAAUGUGAACGGCCAAUCCCCGGACGGAGGGCUGGAGCCCUGGCUGCACGCUGACCCCGACCCCCCGGACGUCUAUGUCAUCGGUUUCCAGGAGUUGGAUCUCAGCACUGAGGCUUUUUUCUAUUUUGAUUCGGGGAAGGAGCAGGAAUGGCUGGAGGCCGUGGAGAAGAGUCUGCACCCCAAAGCCAAGUACAAGAAAAUCCGGCUGAUCAGACUCGUGGGGAUGAUGAUGUUGGUUUUUGCCAAGAAGGAACAUUUCCGUCACAUCCAGGAGGUGGUGGCUGAGUCUCUGGGGACCGGGAUUAUGGGCAAAAUGGGUAAUAAGGGCGGAGUGGCCGUGCGAUUCGUCUUCCACAACACGUCCUUCUGCUUUGUGAACUCUCAUUUGGCCGCCCACGUGGAGGAUUUCGAGAGGCGGAACCAGGACUAUAAGGACAUCUGUGCGCGGCUGAAUUUCUAUCUCCCAGAGCAGAACAUCCCCUCACUAAACAUCAUGAAGCACGACGUUGUCAUCUGGUUGGGAGACCUGAACUACCGACUGUGCAAGUACGACGCCACCGAGGUGAAGGGCCUGAUCACCAGGAACGACAUUAACACGCUGCUGAAGUUUGAUCAGCUGAACAUCCAGCGGGAGCUGAAAAACGUCUUCGCUGAUUUCACAGAAGGCGCCAUCGGAUUUAUCCCAACAUAUAAGUACGACCCCAAAACUGACCGAUGGGAUUCAAGUGGGAAGUGUCGAGUCCCCGCCUGGUGCGACCGCGUCCUGUGGAGAGGAAGCAGCGUCCGGCAGCUUAAGUACCGCAGCCACAUGGAGCUGAAAACCAGCGAUCACAAGCCGGUCAGCGCGCUCUUCAGCAUCGGGGUGAAGGUCGUGGAUGAGCGGAAAUACAGGAAGGCGUUCGAGGACAUUGUGCGCAUGAUGGAUCGGAUGGAGAAUGACUUCCUCCCCUCCCUGAAGCUCAGCGUGACAGAGUUCAAGUUUGAACGAGUGCGAUUCCGGCAGCUCCAGAAGGAGAAGUUCAUCAUCCAGAAUGACGGUCAGGUGCCAUGUCACUUCUCCUUCAUCCCCAAACUGAACGACACCCAAUACUGCAAACCCUGGCUGAGAGCCGAGCCCUGCGAGGGAUACCUGGAGCCCAAUGAGUCGGUGGAGAUCAGUCUGGACGUUUAUGUCAGUAAGGACUCGGUGACGUUGCUCAACUCGGGCCAAGACCUGAUCGAGGACAUUCUGGUCCUUCACCUGGACCGGGGCAAGGACUACUUCCUGACCAUCAGCGGCAGUUACCUGGUCAGCUCCUUCGGGACGUCUCUGGAAGCCCUGUGCCGAAUGAAGCGACCGAUCCGGGAGAUCCCGGUCACCAAACUCAUUGACCUGGGAGAAGACAGCUUCUCGGAGAAGGAGAAAGCCGUGAUGCAGAUGUCGGAGGAGGUGGACGGUACUACUGACAAACCCCUAAAGAUCCCCAAGGAGAUGUGGCUCCUGGUGGAUCACCUGUACAAGAACGCCUGCCGUCAGGAAGAUCUGUUCCAGACGCCAGGAAAACAAGAGGAGCUGCAGCAGAUCAUCGACUGUUUAGACACCAGCAUCCCGGAUAACAUCCCUGGAAGCAACCACUCUGUGGCGGAGGCGCUGCUGAUCUUCCUGGAAGCGUUACCGGAGCCGGUGAUCUGCUACGAGCUCUACCAGAGAUGCAUCGACUGCUCGCACGACACACGGCUCUGCCGCCAGGUGAUCUCCCAACUGCCCCGAUGUCACAGAAACGUGUUCCGAUAUUUAAUGUCUUUUCUGCGAGAGCUGCUGAAGUAUACGAGCGACAACAACCUGAACGCCAGCCUGAUCGCGACCGUGUUCACCACCCUUCUCCUCCGGCCUCCGCCAAACCUGGUAGGAAAGCAGACGGCGAGCGAGCGUCAGCGGGGCAGCACCUUCAUCCUGGGGUUCCUGCUGGCAGGUGACGAGGAAUGAGCCGCGACUUAACCCCCUGGACUCUGUAAUGGAGGAGAAUAUACGGCACAAGACUGCGAGCUGCGGCUCUGUACGGGAAUCGGGUGCACUCGCUGCGGCUCUGUACGGGAAUCGGGUGCACUCGCUGCGGCUCUGUACGGGAAUCGGGUGCACUCGCUGCGGCUCUGUACGGGAAUCGGGUGCACUCGCUGCGGCUCUGUACGGGAAUCGGGUGCACUCGCUGCGGCUCUGUACGGUAAUCGGGUGCACUCGCUGCGGAGCGACCUGUGGGGGGGGGGAGGGACACGAGUCGCCUCUUAGGACAUUUCCUGUGUUGUCUCUGGUGCCAUAGUCCGCGUGUCGUCCGCUGUUCCCGAUAUAAGUGCCCUUGCUCCGCUCCCGUAGUAUUUAUGAAGUGACUUCGUCCGCCCCAUUUCAUGGUAUUUAUACAGCGUUUCGUAUUAGAGAAAGGAAAAAAUCCCUGUUAAAUUACAGUUUUUUUUUUUUUUUAAAUCUCUUCCAGGAAAAGCUGGGUGACAACAAAUAUGGCCUCCAUGUCAACUCCUUACAGCAGUGUUUCACAACCAGGGUGCCUCCAGCUGUUGCGAAACUAAAAUGCCAACCUGCCUGUGGGAGUAACCUAUAGGGAACCAUGUCUGAAGGAUCGCCAUUCCAUUGGGCUGAGAGCAGUGUUUCCCAACCAAGGUGCCUCCAGCUGUUGCAAAACUAAUUUUGCAACUGCUGGGCGCAUGCUGGUUGGGAAGCACUGCCUUACAGUUUAUCCUAGAACCCAGCUUUCUCAGGCUUCUGAAUGGUGCAUCUGAAAUGUGCCUCCAGCUGUUGCAAAACUACAACUUCCAGCAUGCCCGGAAAGCACCAACAGCUGGGCGCACGCUGGUUGGAAGGCACUGCCCUACAAUUUAUCCAAGCACCAAGCUUUCUCAGGCCUCUGAAUGGUGCAUCUUAAAUGUGCCUCCAGCUGUUGUAAAACUACAACUUCCAGCAUGCUCAGACAGCCCAACAGCUUGGCGCACACUGGUUGGGAAGCAUUGGCUUAGAGUUUAUUCAAGCACCCAGCUUUCUCAGGCUUCUGAAUGGUGCAUCUGAAAAGUGCCUCCAGCUGUUGCAAAACUACAACUUCCAACAUGCCCGGACAGCCUUCGGCUGUCCGGGCAUGCUGGAAGUUGUAGUUUUGUAACAGCUGGGCGCACGCUAGUUGGGAAGCACUGCCUUACAGUUUAUACUAUCACCCAGCUUUCUCAGGCUUCUGAAUGGUGCAUCUGUCUGAGUGAUGCAGCCGUGCCAAGUCCCAUAACAGCAGAUUUGCCUUUCAGAAGUCUGGGAAAGCUGUGUGAUUAUCUAUUUGGGAGAUGUCAUGGCUGCCAUGUGAGUGGGGGGGGGAUGGUCACCGAUCUUUCUCAGAAGCAGCACAUAGACUUGACAGAAGAGGGCGACUCGCGGACUUGUUAUUUAUUAGGGAUGUUUUUCAUAUUUUUUGUGAUUUUUCACGUUUUGUUUUUUUUCCCUCCACACUCGGAGCUCACACCCUUGAGGUACAACACUAUCCGGCCCCUUAGGCCUCCCCUAUCCCGAGCUCAUCUUGUGCAAUGAUAACUAAAUGUCGGCAUGAACGCCAUAGAGGAGCCCUGCAGGGGGCGCCAGAGUAUACAAAAAAAAAGCCAAACCUAUUGACUAGAUUUUCCCCUUUUACAAAAUGGUACAAAAUUCUGGUGACCCCCUCCCCCAAACUGUUUAAGGAACAUUAUACCGAAACACUACAUGACAUUGAGGUGAAACUACACAAAUUAAAAAUGUAUCGAAUCACAUGGAACCGGCAGCGCCGCGGACUACCACAAAUAUCGCCCGUCUCUGUUGUGCCGCUGGUCCCUGGGUUGUUGGGAUUUUCUUGAUUUAUUUACUUGCGAUGGCCCAUUUUAUUCUGCAUUCACAUCCAAAGCUGCAUUUACUGUUCUACUGGAUUGUCCUGAGCUCACGUCUCUAUGUCGCCCCCUGCUGGUUCAGUAGCUGUACAUGACAUGUUCUUCUGGGUACAUUGUAGUAUAUUUGUGACACACUCCAUAACACAUUUUGGUCUCUAGUCAUGUCCAAAGCUGCAUUUUCAUCUUCUAGAUUGUUAGCUUUAUUCUCACUUCUCAUCUCUUUGUCACCCCCUGCUGGUUCAGUGGCUGUACAGCACGUGUUACUUUGAAUAUAUUGUGGUGUAUCUGUGGCAUUCACACAGUCCAAAUCACAGUCACUUCCAGAGCUGCAUUUACAAUUUUACAUUUUUUUCUUUAUUCUCAGCUCACGUCUCUAUACCACCCCCUGCUUGUGCAGUAUCUGUACAGGACAUGUUCUUCUGCUUAUAUUGUGGUAUAUUUGUGAACUCUACUUUACUCCAUCCCACGUCUUAUUCUUAUCCUUCCAGAUUUUUCUUUCUUCUUACCUCAUGUCUCCAUGCUACCCCCUGCUAGUUCAGUAGCUGUACAGGACAUGUUCUUCCAGGUACAAUGUAGUAUAUUUGUAACACACACAUACUCCAUACCACAUCUUCUCCUCUGGUUAUGUCCAAAGCUGCAUUUUUACCUUCCAGAUUUUUUUCUUAAUUGUGACACAUCUUCUUGUCACUUCCUGCUGGUUCAGUGGCUGUAUACAUUGUGGUGUGUCUGUAUUGUGUCCACAGUCCAUAUCACAUCUUACUCCCCAGUCACAUCCAAAGCUGUAUCUGCACGUCUCCUUUUCCUUUAUUCUGACUUCACAUCUCAUGCCAAGUCCUGCUGGUUCAGGAGCUGUACAGAACAUGUUGCUGUGGAGAUAUUGUGGUAUAUUUGUGACACACAGUCCACAUCACAUCUCAGUCUCCAGUCACUUCCAAAACUGCAGUUACAAUUCUCAUUAUUUUCUGACCUUACAUCUUCAUGACACCUCCUUCUUGUUCAUUAGCUGUACAGGACAUGUUCUUCUGGGUACAUUGUAGUACAUUUGUGACAUACACACUCCAUGCCACAUCUUGGUCUCUAGUCAUGUCCAAAGCUGCAUUUUCAUCUUCUAUAUUGUUAGCUAUAUUUUUACUCACAUCACCUGCUGGUUCAGUGGCUGUAAAGCACGUGUUACUUUGAAUAUAUUGUGAUGUAUCUGUGACAGUCACACAGUCCAAAUCACUGUCACUUCCAGAGCUGCAUUUACAAUUCGACUUUUUUUUUUCUUUGUUCUCAGCUCACGUCUCUAUACCACCCCCUGCUGGUUCAGUAGCUGUACAGAACAAGUUGCUGUGGAUACAUUGUGGUAUAUCUCUGACAUACACACAGUCCACAUCACAUCUCAGUCUCCAGUCACUUCCAAAGCUGCAGUGACAAUUCUCCUUAUUUUCUGACUAGAUCUUCAUGACGGCUCCUUCUGGUGCAGUGUCUGUACAGAUCACUUGGUAUAUAUUUGUGACAUACGCACAGUAUAUAGAGACGGGACCUCAACAUUGUCUAUAGUGCAAUACUGAACCAGCAGAGAUUCCACAGCACAGGACCUGGGAACCAGCAGGCUGUCUAUUGCAGCUUUGGAUGUGACUGGAGUAUUUGGGUUUCCCAAUAUAAUCCCUACUUGGUGCAGGAUGAUUAAUGCAGGGGGCCCCAAAUAUUUUGAACUUUAUAUGAAGAUUAUAUCCAGAUCUGAAAAGUGCUGCAAAGAGUAAGAACGUUGCUUUAUGGUAAAAAAAAAAAACUGUCAUGUGGCUAAUUCUGGAGCAGAAACCAUCUGAAUUGUGUUGUGACUUAUUUUUGUCUUACAUUGUGGAGAGGGGGGAAAUUCUUUAAAAAAAAAAUAUUUUAUUUGCGUCUUUAUUUAUUUUUCUAGGUUUAAGAAUUAAAUGAGUAAAAUAUUUGGAUUUAUUUUCAAUAUAUUUUUUUUUUUUUUUUUAGGAAAUACAGAUGUAAAAAUGUUUAUGCAAUGUUUCUUUUUACAAGAUCUGUUGUAAAAUGCCACCCAGGCAAGAUAUGAAUGACUCCAUAGAUAAACCCUUUCAAUGACUUAAUUUAGGAGUGCAAUCAGUCAGCAUGUCUGUGGGGGAGGGGCUUUUUGUAAAUUUAGGGUAUAAAAUUGCCAAAGAGUUCACUAUACACCAAAGUAUAAGACACCUCAUGAGAACCUUAGGACAAACCAACCAAAUCCAUAUGGUACCGCCA